This is a messenger RNA of Linum trigynum, 2665 nucleotides long. Lineage: Eukaryota; Viridiplantae; Streptophyta; Magnoliopsida; Malpighiales; Linaceae. The record is from the annotation of a GenBank genome assembly.
CCGGACCGCAGCCAGCGAAUAACAACUAAAUGCUCUGCUUACCAGCUGUGUGCUGUACUUGCCUUCCCAAUCUCUGCGCUUCUCUCUUCCCUGAAGCUAACCUCGCCUCAAUCAACAAAGCUCUCAAGAUUUGAUACUUCCCUUUCCACAGGAAAUGCGACGACAGAGCGAUAGGAGAAGGGCGAAGCUCAAGAUCAUGCCGCUGUCUUCUUUCCUCUCCGUUCUUCUGUGUAUGGCACUCUCAAUCCCUAGCGCGGACUCGAAUCAGGAGAAGAGUUUGACUUCAAUCUACGAUGUCUUGACGGCGAAAGGACUUCCGAAGGGCUUGCUGCCUAAAGGGGUUACGAAUUUCAAAAUUGACGAGUCGUCGGGGGAUUUCGAGGUUCACUUGGAUCAGGCCUGCAAUGCCAAAUUUGAGAACGAGUUGCAUUACGACUGCAACGUCACCGGGAAGCUGAGCUACGGCCAAAUCGAAUCCCUCUCCGGAAUCUCGGCCAAGGAGCUCUUCCUCUGGUUUCAGGUGAAGUCAAUUAAGGUUGACGUUUCUGACUCGGGGAUUAUCUGUUUCGAUGUUGGGGUCGUUGUGAAGAAGUUUUCGGUUUCGCUGUUCGAGCUUCCCAAGGAUUGUGCUGUCUCGGCUGCUGAUGAGGCCAGGGAGGAAGUCCAGAGCGGGCGGUUCAUCGAAGAUGCAGUGACCGAGAGUCGGCGUGGUGAAGUAGUAAGCUUUGGAAGGGAUGUUCUGUAAAUGGGGUUCUCAUUUCACCAUGAAAGUUUAAUGGACGAAUUCUUUCUUCUUGUUUCCCUCCCCACAUUGGGAACGAACUACUGCUACUAGCUUCAGCGGAUGGGGUUUUUUUUUUAUAGUGGACGGGAUUCAGAUAACAUCUGAAAUGAGGGAUGAUUGUAGCAGAACACAAGAUAAAGUGGGGGCAGGAACUUUUGGAGGAGGUGAUCUCAGGUGAUAAAUAUGCCUACUCGUUAAGUUUUUUUUGUGUGUUCAAGUUUUCUGAUAGAUAUGGAUAUAGGUUCGGCAAGUUUGUUGUUUCCGAGUGCUUCUUUUGUGAUAGAAAUGAUGCGAGUUGCGUUUGUUUCAGGAAUAAAAAUUCUAUAAGUGAUUCGAUUGAUGGGAUUUCGUAUUAUACUUAUGAGAUCGAUGAGAUUGAUGUAUAAAGGUUAUUGUUGCCGCCAUGUUUCGUACUAGAUCUUUGAUCUCAAUCUCCAUAUGUAGUAUUGUAGUGUGGAUUUAUUCAGUUGCCGGUGAAUUAUCGGUAGUGCACAAUCCAUCUCUCUGUUGCUGGAAUUCAUCAGAGUUUGAGCAGCAAUGAUAUAUGAGUAAUCCCAGUGUUGUUGAUAUUACUAUUAGCCAACCGGGAAUUUUCUUGAGCACUCUUUUUUAAUUUGAUUAGAGAGGUUUGAUUUGGCAUCUUCAAAGCACCCCAAGUGGCCAUAGGCUCAGAUGGAAAUUGCUGUCUACCGUCUAAAGGCUGACUACAAGUUAUGCUGGAAUCAACGGUAAGAGAUGUCAAUCAUAUUUAUAAGUUGAUCUUCUUCAUCGGGCAAUGUUGCCGGACUAGUAGGUUUGAUCAGCUAGCCACCUUUGCAUUGUGCGGAAAGAGUACAGAUUACAAAAUCUCCCGAGCUUAUCUUUGACGGCCUCUUCCAUUUCACUGAGAGCCCUGUCUUUUGCUGUUUUUAUUCUUUUUCCUCCUAUUUUGUCUCUUGUUUGCUUUGACAGGGGCAAAUGGAGAGUUGCAGUUGAAAAUAUGGAGGAUCAAGGACAGGAGUUAAAGAGAAUACUACAACAAAGAAGUGAGUUUGGCAAAAUCAGAAUUGUCACUCAGUUCAAAUCUAGAUGCUGAACAAAGAAGAAAAGUGGCAGAUCUGUUUGGUAUGCGACAGGUGCUACAUCAUGAUGAAUACAAAGGGUUUCCUACUAUGGUCAUUGGCCUGUCAAAGAAAGCAGUCCCAGUGUCGAGGAAUAAAACCCUUUCCAAUGCAGCUAAGGAAGUAUUUAUCAAAGCAGUGGUGCAAGCACAAGGCUUUGUUAGUUUUCCUAAUUCUCCAGGGGAUGAUUCAUGAACUACAAAGCCUGAUAGUUGGCUUCUGGUUGGGAAGGAAAUGGGAAUAAAGAUGAACUCAUUGGCUAAGUUGGGAAGACAGGCAUGGAACUUGCUGGGAAGACCAAAUUCAUUGGUGGCAAGAGUAUUCAAGGCAAAAUAUUAUCUUGAUUGAAGCAUAGUAGAAGUAGAAGUGGGAAGUAAUCUAGCUAAAUAUGGAGAAGUUUGAUAACACCCAACAAUUGGCGAAGGAAAGAACAAGGUGGAGGAUAGAGUACAGGGGAACAGGUCAGAGUAUGGAGGGAUAAAUGGAUUCCAGAUUGUCGUAAUCACAAAGUUGAGACCCAUAUAAUAGAAUUGAGGAUGCAAGCUAAGGUAGUGAAAUUUAGGGGUGAAACUGGGCCAAACCCAGCCCUGACCCUGCCACUACCCAAAAAAACCCAGCCCUGCAUGCUUUAAUAUUUGGCCCGACUCAGCCCGACCCUAUUCUCAUUUGGCCCUGUAUGGCCCUGUUGGGUCGGGUCGGGCCAUAGGGUCGGCCCAACUUCUUUUUAUACAAUAUUAGCCCAUUUAAUUAUUUAAUAUCAAAUUAAAUUUUAAAAAAUUGC